Ostertagia ostertagi is the source of this 1074-nucleotide messenger RNA. The record is from the annotation of a GenBank genome assembly. NCBI's taxonomy places the organism in Eukaryota, Metazoa, Nematoda, Chromadorea, Rhabditida, Trichostrongylidae.
AUGCGGCCGGCCAACGUCGUCUGUUCAGAGUCACGCACGCGUCGCCGUGCCAUUAUCACGCGCUUCAACUCGUCGCCAAAACCGCCAACGUCGUCGCUGGCGACGACACCCGCGACCACGGAGGAAUCGCUUGUCGAUGAAAGUACACCACCGGCGACGACCACGCACAACUCUCCAGAUGACAGCUCUGCAGUGUCCAUCACGGCUCCGCGACCCGGGGCACUCUAUUCAGGUACCCUUGGAUCGAUACAGUUCACGGUGCUAUACAAUCAAGAGGAGAAGAAGCUCACUGUGCAUUUGAUCAGAGCAAAGAAUCUGAAAGCGAUGGACAGCAACGGCUUCUCGGAUCCGUACGUCAAGUUACAUCUGUUACCAGGCAACGCGAAAGCAACAAAAUUGACGUCAAGAACGAUAGAAAAAACGCUGAACCCUGAAUGGAACGAGGAACUUCACUAUUAUGGAAUUACUGAGGCUGACAAACAGAAAAAGACACUGCGAAUUACCGUAUUGGAUCGUGAUCGUAUUGGUUCGGAUUUUCUUGGUGAGACUCGAAUUGCCUUGAGGAAACUGCCGGUGAACACGCUGAAGAAGUUUAAUCUAUAUCUCGAGCACGCCAUUCCGAUUCAGCAACCUCGUCAAGAAAACGAAGCGAUACGCGGAAAAAUCCUCCUUGCGCUACAGUACAAUAUUCAGCAAGGCUCGUUAUUCGUGACUAUUAAACGAUGCGCAGAAUUGGUAGGGAUGGAUUCCACAGGAUUCUCGGACCCUUACUGUAAAGUUUCGCUUACACCUGUCACUUCUAAAGCCCAUCGACAGCGAACCUCGAUCAAGAAGAGGACCCUCAAUCCGGAAUUCAACGAGACAAUCACGUUCAUCGUUCCCUUCAAGGACUUGCCUAAGAAAACUCUACAGAUCGGUGUUUACGACCAUGACCUUGGGAAACAUGACGACUAUAUCGGAGGAAUUGUCUUGUCGACAGCAGCCAAGGACGAACGAGGCAAGCAGUGGAGCAGCUGUAUCGAGAAUCCUGGCCAGACGUUCGAAUCGUGGCAUCAACUCGAACUCGACAGUUAG